Messenger RNA from Manihot esculenta (cassava), 2448 nucleotides. Its product is annotated as probable pectate lyase 13. The coding region runs from base 450 to 1952 and encodes 500 amino acids. NCBI's taxonomy places the organism in Eukaryota, Viridiplantae, Streptophyta, Magnoliopsida, Malpighiales, Euphorbiaceae. The record is from RefSeq and is a predicted model, not a curated record. The transcript is spliced from 4 exons. Gene Ontology annotation, molecular function: pectate lyase activity.
GAGUCACUGUUAUUAACACUCAGGCUAGGGAAGAAAGCAAGAGAGAGGGAAAGAGAGAGAAGAGAGAUAUUCAUUCUCUCUCUUUCCUUCUCAUCUCACCAUCAAUGGUUGUCUCUAUCACAGCCACCAUUCCUCUACUUUCUCUUCUUUCUUCCUUCCUUCUUAAUGAAAUAAUCAAGAAAAAAGUUCCAUUAAACCCUACCCAGAAAGUCACCAAUUUUUAAUUUUUUCACUAUGUCAUUAUUAUCAUCCUAAUCUUCAUUUUUAUUAUAUAAGUACAAUCCCAUUUUCCCAGAAUUUGCAGCUUCUUAUUCUUGUCUUUUUCUUGUUCAUUCAAGAGCAAGACUUCCCCACCAUGUUAUCUUAACAGGAUUAGAGAAGAAAAAGAAAAAGAAGGAAAACAAACGGGAAAUUGCCAGCCCUUCAUUUAUUGCUUUGCUGCUUCAAGGAUGCUUCCUACUCUCUGCAUUCUCUUAAUUUGCCUCUCUAGUUCUUUCCUUCUAUUUAUUAGAGCUACAUCUUCCUUCAAUCUCUCUCUUCCCCACCAACACCCUGAUCCUGAAGCUGUUGCACAGGAUUUUCAAAGGAGAGUCAAUGCAUCUUUAUCAACAAGACACCUUUUGUCGACCCAAGUAAACGACCAAUGCAUAACCGGAAACCCCAUCGACGACUGCUGGCGCUGCGACCCCAACUGGGCCAGCAACCGUCAACGUUUAGCUGACUGCGUCAUCGGCUUUGGCCAAGGCUCCUUAGGCGGAAGAGGCGGCCAGAUCUACGUCGUCACUGAUUCCUCUGACCACGACCCUGCCAACCCAACUCCGGGAACCCUCCGUUACGGUGUCAUCCAAAAUGAACCCCUCUGGAUCAUCUUCUCCACUAGCAUGGCCAUCAAGCUCAGACACGAACUCAUUUUCAACAGCUACAAAACCAUCGACGGUCGUGGAGCUAACGUCCACAUAACAGGCAAUGGAUGUCUCACGCUCCAAUACGUGUCCCACAUUAUUAUCCACAACAUCCACAUCCACAAUUGCAAACCCUCCGGGAACACUAACAUAGCUUCAUCACCAACGCACGUUGGAAGGAGGGGAAGAUCAGACGGUGAUGGAAUCUCCAUAUUUGGGUCCCAGAAAAUAUGGAUUGAUCAUUGUUCUCUAUCAUAUUGCACUGAUGGGUUGAUUGAUGCAAUAAUGGGGUCAACUGGGAUCACAAUAUCGAACAACUAUUUUUCUCAUCACGAUGAGGUGAUGCUGUUGGGCCACGAUGAUAGGUACGUUUUGGACUCCGGCAUGCAGGUGACCAUAGCUUUUAAUAUAUUUGGUGAGGCGUUGGUGCAGCGUAUGCCGAGGUGUAGACGCGGGUAUAUACACGUGGUGAACAAUGAUUUCACGUACUGGGAGAUGUAUGCAAUCGGCGGUAGCGCUAGCCCUACCAUUAAUAGUCAGGGUAAUCGCUAUGUUGCACCGGCGGACCCCAACGCCAAAGAGGUGACAAAGCGCGUGGAGACGGAGGAACGGGAGUGGGCAGAUUGGAAUUGGAGAACAGAUGGGGACAUAUUGGUAAAUGGAGCAUUCUUUGUACCGUCAGGGGCCGGGUUGAGCGCUCAGUACGCUAAAGCGUCCAGCGUGGAGCCCAGAUCUGCUGGGUUAAUUAGCCAACUCACCAUGAACGCUGGGGUAUUUGGUGCGCCAAGGGACAACAGUGUAGGCAUCUCCAAUCCCGGAAUCAAUGGUGGGACCAGCACCGCCGGAACCACCAACACUGGUAGUUCUGGUGCUUCUAGUGGUGAUGGCGAUGGCGAUUUCCUUGGAAUGAUAUUUGGGAGUGGAGCCCCACCACCCACUUCUAAUAUCUCAAUCUUUUUUUCUCUUUUAAUUAUUUUAAUUUUGUACAUUUGUAUGGUAACCAACAAUGGUGCCAGAUUAUCAUUUCCCUUAUUAUUAGUAUUAUUAUAAUAGAAGUUGAAAUUUUAAAAGAUUCAUUUAAUUAAGAUGUAAAUGGUGGAGGAAAAACCGAACCGACCGAUUUGUAUAUAUAUAAAACCCUAACACAGUGAAAUCAAGUAAUUGUGAAAUCAAGUCAACGAUGUGAAGCUGUGAUUCUCUCUUCUCCCUCAACUCCAUUCUCACCUUACAGAAUCAGCUGUCGUCUUCAACCUUUCAAUUUAUCCUUCUUCAUCUCCUCAGACGAAGUUGAAGGCUGCAGUGUCUCCAUGCGACGAUGAAGGCGGCUGCUCGCAACAAAGGAGGAGAUGACGCUUCUCGAUGGAGAAGAGUCUCCUUGCGUUGAAGUUGUUCCUCUCGAUGAAGCUGCUCCUCCCCUUCUCUGUAUGCAUUGUAAAAUUUGAUUUUGUGGAUAGAUGUUGUCAAUUGAAAAUUUGGGAUUUUGGUUUUGAGAUUCAAACUUUGUGUAUACUUUGCUUCAAUUAGUGCAAUGGUUUUGUUGUUUUGA